AUGUGGGUUAUUCCAUAUAAUCCAUACCUGUCGUCCUUGUUUGACUGCCAUAUCAAUGUUGAGGUUUGUUCUAGCAUCCAAGCAGUCAAAUACUUGUAUAAAUAUGUCUACAAGGGCCAUGACAGAAUCUCGUUCAAUGUUGUACAAGACGGUGAACAAACGACUGUUGAUGAGAUAGAGCAAUACCAGUCGGGUCGAUGGAUCAGGCCUCAAGAAAGGCUUGAUUCUGUCCUUGCAUCGGAGAGACGACACCGUACUUCUCUAACCGAGUUUUUCAAAGAAAAUGCUGCUACACCGAAUGGCACGGGCUACUUGUAUGGUAGGUUUACAGAAAAGUACCGAUGGGACUCUGGUUCAAAGCAGUGGUUUGCAAGGAAAAAUAAAACUGUGGUUAUUGGCAGGCUAGCAUUUGUUGCUCCUUCUAUAGGAGAGCGUAGUUUUUUACGCUUACUGCUUGUCCAUGUGCCUAGCCCUAAGUCCUUUGAAGAUCUCUUGACAGUUGAUGGAUACAGAUGUGCAACUUUUCAAGAAGCAUCCCUAAAACACAGGUUGCUUGAAGAGGAUGAGGCGGUUGACCUAUUCUUAGCAGAAGCAUGCGAGGUGCAAAUGUCGUCCGCUCUACGCCGACUGUUUGCAACAGUCCUCAUUUUCUGCCAACCAAGUGACCCGAAUGCAUUGUGGCUGAAAUACUCUGUUGCUAUGUCUGAAGAUUUUAAUCACCAGUUCACAAAUUCAGAGAGCAAGGUAAAGCAGCUCACGGCCAGAUCAGUCGAGCAAUGUUUGGAAGAAAUGGGAAAAUCACUGAAAACGUUUGGCCUAGCCUACUUGAAUGACGCUCAAGAUGCCAAGAAAGGGCCUGGAGCAUUCUUUAUUGAUGGGCCUGGUGGGACAGGAAAAACAUUCUUGUACAAUUCCCUGUACGCAGAGGUUCAUCUCAGGGGUAAGAUUGUACUUCCUACUGCUACGUCGGGUAUUGCUGCAGCUAACAUACCCUCGGGAAGAACAGCACAUUGCAGGUUCAAAAUCCCAAGUGAUACUGAAGCUUCCCUCGCCUGUGAUGUCCCAAAGCAAGGAAGUUUGGCUGCAUUGAUACAUGUAACAACUUUGAUCAAAUGGGACGAGGCUUCGAUGGCAGGGAAAGAGAUUGUUGAAUCCUUGGAUAUGCUUCUCCGAGACUUAUGUAAUGAGAAUUUGCUUUUUGGUGGUAAGCUCAUUGUUUUCGAGGAUAAUUUCCGCCAGGUUCUCCCCGUCCUUCCCCGCAGGACACAACGCGAAGCAGUAGCGGUCAGUUCUUCCCUCUGGCCUAAACUCACAAAAUUUCUCCUCACAGAAAACAUACGUGCUAGAGAAGACCCGGACUUCUCUGCAUUUUUGCUAGCUCUGGGUAAUCAAGAACUACAAACCAUCGACAAUAGCCUUGUCCACUUGCCGAGUGAGGUUGUGAAACCUCUGGAAGAUGGAAAAGUUCCCAUCACAGACCUCACAGCGCUUACAUUUCCUGAGUUAGACCUCAACAACUUAAGCUCUGACAUAUUUACAACAAGGGCAAUUUUGACCCCAAUGAAUGAUGAUGUUGAUUUCAUCAACAUGGAUCUGAUUCAGAAGUUCCCGGGCGAGUCUUUUGGGUACAAAAUCUUUGAAACAAUGCUUAAUGACAAUUGUAAUGUCUAUCCUACAAAGUUCAUUAACACACUGUGCCCUGGUGGAAUGAACCCCCAUGAACUAAUCUUGAAAAUGGGGAGUCUAGUCAUUUUGCUCCAAAAUGUUCUCCCAUCUUCUGGUCUUUGCAAUGGCACAAGACUAAUAUGCAAAGGUUUCUUCCCCAACCUGAUUCAAUGUGUGAUUAUAACUGGUCAUCAUAAAGGCAAGCCUGUUUUCAUACCACGCGUUAAACUACGGCCGGCUGCCUCCUCAAAGUAUCCAAUACUCUUUCAGAGGAAACAAUUUCCUAUCAAGCUCAGUUUUGCAAUGACAAUCAACAAGUCCCAAGGAUAG
This is a messenger RNA of Spinacia oleracea (spinach), 1995 nucleotides long. RefSeq lists its product as uncharacterized. The coding region runs from base 1 to 1995 and encodes 664 amino acids. Gene Ontology annotation, molecular function: DNA helicase activity. Gene Ontology annotation, biological process: telomere maintenance; DNA repair. NCBI's taxonomy places the organism in Eukaryota, Viridiplantae, Streptophyta, Magnoliopsida, Caryophyllales, Amaranthaceae. The record is from RefSeq and is a predicted model, not a curated record. The transcript is spliced from 3 exons.